Penicillium maclennaniae is the source of this 273-nucleotide messenger RNA. Its product is annotated as cytochrome b-c1 complex subunit 10. The record is from RefSeq and is a predicted model, not a curated record. Gene Ontology annotation, biological process: mitochondrial electron transport, ubiquinol to cytochrome c. The transcript is spliced from 5 exons. Bases 1 to 273 code for a protein of 90 amino acids. Lineage: Eukaryota; Fungi; Ascomycota; Eurotiomycetes; Eurotiales; Aspergillaceae.
AUGGUCUUCACUCCUACUCUCCGCCGCGCCGCGGCCCAGGCCCCCUCUGCCUUUGGCCCCAAGAUCUCCGUCCAGCGCUCGAUCGCUGGCUUCACUCUGCCUUCCGCUGUCAAGGCUGGUACCAUCGCUGGUAGCUUCGGUGUCGCCGCUGGCACCUUUGCCUUGUUCUUUUUCGGCGAUAUCCCCCGUGUCAACCGCGAUGUCAUCCGCCAGAUCCCCUUCUUGGACGCAUACUACGACAACCCUGUUGCCCCUGAGGACAACCCCUUCUAA